AUUCAAGAGAAUUAAAGAUACAAUUGAUAUUUCAAAGUUAAAUAUCCAUUAUGAAGAUAGAACCAAUAGUUCAUUUUAAUUUAUUUUAUCAAAUAUAAUUUUAUAAUAGUGAGAAAAAGAAAUAAAAUAAAUAUGAAAUAAAAUAAUAUUUUUAAAAUAUAUCUAUAUCUUUAAGAAAUAAUCAAUAGCUUCAAAUAUGAAGGAUGAACAACAUAUAAAACCUUAACAAAAAUCAACUUCCAAUAAAUCCUAAUAAAGAAUUCAACAAGAAAAUCCACCAAUGCUUUAAAAAAAAACAUCAUAACAGAAAACACAAUCAAUUUACUUGCAAAAAGCAAAAAUGAUACUGUGUAUCAUUCAAUGAUCAUAAAGUUAGUAACAACAAAAUUAAAUAGGGAUUCAUUUUACCAUUGCAUCUGUAAUUUCUUCAAUGAAACAAAAUUGACGGUAACCGAUAACGAUCAUAGAUUUGUUAAUGAGAAGUCGAUAUAUUUACCAGAUCGCUCGGACGAGAUGCGUUGCGCUGAGAGGUGGAAGAACGACUCGCAAGAAGUUAGCGAGUUCGGGCUUGUAAAAGUAUUCGUUCACGCUCGUCUCAGGGUCUCGUGGGCGUACUCAUUUACUUGGUGUGGGGAAUUAACGGAUCCCAGCUUCAUACUGUCAUUGAUGGUCUUGGAGGUGAUGGUGGAACUGCUGGUCUUGGUGGUAAAUUGCUGCAUGGUCGACCAAUUUUUGAUGGUGGUCUUAUUCCAGAUGGUUUUGGAUCAGACAUGUUCUUAUGUAUAUAACAAUAUUAUGUAA
Messenger RNA from Apis dorsata (giant honeybee), 801 nucleotides. RefSeq lists its product as uncharacterized. NCBI's taxonomy places the organism in Eukaryota, Metazoa, Arthropoda, Insecta, Hymenoptera, Apidae. The record is from RefSeq and is a predicted model, not a curated record. Bases 361 to 801 code for a protein of 146 amino acids. The transcript is spliced from 2 exons.